AUGGCGGGCGAUCCCCCGACGGCCGCGGAGAAGGAGACCCUGGUCUCCUCUUUCCUCGAGAUCGCCGCCGGCCAGACCCCCGAGACUGCCACCCAGUUCCUACAGAUGACGAGCUGGCACCUGGAGGAGGCGCUGCAGCUGUUCUACAUCGACGGCGAGUCCGCCCUCACCGCUGCGCAUCCGGCGGCCCCGCCGCCUGCUGCGGCGGCCACGUCGGCUUUGGCGGCGGCGGCCGGGGUGGAAGAGGCGAUGAGGUUCGCUCCACCCCCGGCGGCUGCACUGGGCGAUGCAAUGUUGAAUGGAUUUGGGGUUGGGGAGGACGACGACGUUCGCGCGCCUCUGCCUGUGAAGAGGGAGACUCUCUACGGCGAGGGCAUCGUGUCUGUCAUGCGACCUAAUGCACCAGCUGCAUUUCGUAACUUUGAACAAGAAGCAAGACAAUCCGCUGUUUGGGACUCUGACCAGAAUGCUACAUCUAGUUCUGGUGAUAAUCUUGCUUCUUUAUACCGUCCGCCUUUUUCUUUGAUGUUCAAUGGACCCUUUGACAAGGCAAAGUUAGAGGCUUCUUCCCUGGACAAAUGGCUAUUAAUCAAUUUGCAGUCAACAGAGGAAUUUAGCUCUCACAUGCUUAAUCGAGAUACUUGGGGAAACGAAGCGGUGGCUCAACUAAUUCGGUCAAAUUUUAUUUUCUGGCAGGUUUAUUAUGACACCAGUGAGGGGAGGAAGGUAUGCACCUACUACCAUUUGGUGUCCAUGCCUGCUAUUCUCCUAAUUGACCCUGUCACUGGGCAAAAAAUGCAUGCUUGGAAUGGAAUGGUUCACCCAGACCGUUUACUCGAGGAUUUACUACCUUACCUGGAUAAAGGUCCGAAGGAGCACCAUGCAGCUCAACCUCAAAAGCGCCCAAGGAAAGUUGAUCAGGAAGCUUCUUCGGGCCAGCAAGGCAAAAUAGCUGUUGAGGAUGAAGAUGAAGAACUAGCACGGGCAGUAGCAGCUUCGCUAGAGGAGAGUAAAGAAGUCAUUGAAGCAUCAGACGCCAGUGAUGACAUGGCUGAAGCUGAACCUGAGGUGGACAAUGAGCCCAGCUUAAAAAUCAAGCCUGAUUAUCCUCCUCUCCCUGAAGAACCUACAGGAAGCAGGGACCUUCUCUGCAGGGUUGCGAUUCGGCUACCGAACAAUCGGAGGAUCCAAAGAAACUUUCUUCACACAGAUCCUAUCAAGCUCUUGUGGUCAUUCUGCGCUCCUCAGGUUGAGGACGGGGAGAAGAGGGCUUUCCACUUCGUACAGGCCAUUCCUGGAGCAUCCCAGAAACUGGAGUUCGGAAGCGACCAAACUUUCAAGGAAGCCGGGCUGGCCAACUCGAUGAUCAACCUCUUGUGGGACUGA
Molecule: messenger RNA, 1386 nt
Organism: Miscanthus lutarioriparius
Lineage: Eukaryota; Viridiplantae; Streptophyta; Magnoliopsida; Poales; Poaceae
Source: the annotation of a GenBank genome assembly